AUCCCAAGAUGUUAUAAAUCUAAUGACUUUGGUAAAUUGAAAAGAGCUGAGCUGCACCACUUUUCUGAUGCAAGCCAACAUAGCUAUGGACAGUGCAGUUACCUGAGACUAAUUGAUGAACAUGACAAGGUUUCCUGUUCCUUAGUCAUGGGAAAAUCUAGAGUAACCCCAUCCAAGCCAAUCACAAUUCCAAGACUUGAAGUUACUGCUGCAGUGACAUCAGUGCAAGUGUAUAACUUCUUGAACAAAGAGUUACAAUAUGAAAACAUCACCCACACAUUUUGGACUGACAGUAAGCAACAAUCCUGCAGACUUGGCAUCAAGGAACUAAUUCAGAGUUCUUUAUGGUGGAAGGGACCAGAAUUCUUAUCAACAGCUGAAAUACUACUGCCAACAGAGGGCUGUGCUAUAGAUCUUGAGGCAAAUGACCCUGAAGUUAAGAAAGUGACUGUAUUGACCACACAAGUUAAACCUGAAUGCUUUGUAGAUAUACUAACCAGAUUGCAGUACUUCAGUAGCUGGCAUAAAGCGAAGAGAGCCAUAGCAGUAUGUUUGAGAUUGAAGCAGAAACUACAGAACCGUAGUAUAAAAUUUCCAAAGAAACAAUGA
Saccoglossus kowalevskii is the source of this 609-nucleotide messenger RNA. RefSeq lists its product as uncharacterized. The record is from RefSeq and is a predicted model, not a curated record. Lineage: Eukaryota; Metazoa; Hemichordata; Enteropneusta; Harrimaniidae.